AUCGGAGAGGGGAUCACUAAACUGUUCUCUAUAUUAGGGGCCAAUGUUGUGGUCACCGGUAGGAAAACCGAUGACGUCCAGAGAGUUGCCAAAGAGGUUCAAGAAUUGUCACCAAAGAAACUAAAGCCAUUAGAAGUGGUCGGAGAUCUUACACAAACUGAAUUCAUCGCUACUUUAAUUGGCAAUACUAUCAAAACAUUUGGAAAGUUAGAUGUUUUAGUGAAUAACGCCGGUAUAAUAGCAACAACAAAUAUCACCCAAAAAGACUUAAUGCAAGCCUGGGAUCAGGUCUUCGCCAUAGACUUGAGAGCAGUCGUCGAACUGAUCCACGAAUCGGUUCCACAUUUGGAGAAAACUAACGGCACUAUCAUUGAUAUCUCGAGUUUGGCCGGAAUAUCACCGUUUGCCCAAACUCUGGCGUACGGGCCCGCAAAAGCCGGUUUAGAUAUGAUUACUAGAGUACUGGCCCUUGAAUUGGGAUCCAAAGGCAUUCGUGUCAAUAGUUUAAAUCCAGGCUGUAUACAAACGACUGAUAAACCGGACCCUAUAUAUGAUAUUGCAAAGACAGUUACACCACUCAAACGAUUGGGACAACCAUUAGAUAUCGCCAAAGGAGUGGUAUUCCUGGCCUCAAGUGAUGCCUCAUUCAUAACCGGCGCUAAUAUGGUGGUCGACGGCGGACUCGUCUAUAAUAUCGGA
Oppiella nova is the source of this 699-nucleotide messenger RNA. The record is from the annotation of a GenBank genome assembly. NCBI's taxonomy places the organism in Eukaryota, Metazoa, Arthropoda, Arachnida, Sarcoptiformes, Oppiidae.